Molecule: messenger RNA, 1727 nt
Organism: Aspergillus caelatus
Lineage: Eukaryota; Fungi; Ascomycota; Eurotiomycetes; Eurotiales; Aspergillaceae
Exons: 1
Coding region: 1240-1569 (109 amino acids)
Source: RefSeq, a predicted model, not a curated record
CGGCAAACCCGUAAGCCAAACAACAGACAUUAGACCAUACCAUUACUACUACUCUCCAGUUAGUAAAACCCAAAAUUAGUCCCGCCCGAGAUCCGACUAGAUAUAUUUGAGCGUAUUCCCAUGGCGUCCAUACUUGCCAUUAAAGGUACAUCGCCAUCGAUGAAUGCCACUGUGCUUUCAAGUAUUCCUUCAAAGCAAGUAUUGCUAGCUGAUAUGCCUUGGCUCUGGGAGCUCCAAGAUACUGACGCGUCUGACUCUGGGGAGUCAGUGUCUCGACUCUCCCAGACACUCCUGGAUCCUUUUCAAAAGGUUCAGUACAAGGGAUACGUAACUAUACUCUUGGACUCGUCAACCGUAGAAGGAUCUGGAAAGUCUGCGACAGAUCAGAGAAUAUUAUGCAGGAGGGGGAAAUAGAGGGCAUUGAUAGAGAGUAAAAGUUAGUAUCCACGGGAUGCGAAAAGAAUGCUGGCGGAUUUGUGGAAGGGCGGAUCCCUUGCUCAAUAUUCAAGACAAGAAAUGCCCAUGGUUCUAAUAACAUACUACUGUUGAAGAAAUCCAACUAGUGGAGAAUUUCUGAGUCGGCGGUUUUGGCGGAAGAAAGGGGAAACUCAACUAUUAACUUAAUCUCACACGCUAAGCAUUCAGGCCGCCUCCGAAGCGUAGCAAGGAUAAGGUAGCCUGCAUCAAAAGUAUGGCGGUGAUGCGCGAGGAGCAGUGGCAAGCUAUUCGGCUAUCUCGCUUUGUGAAAAACUAAGCUAGUCCAUCAUCUGGAUUUUAAUGCCAGAACGGGAACGUUGUGAAUGGCUCCAUCAAUUCCCGCUGCGCUCACUGAGGGGCAGAGAAACAGUACACCGCCGCACAGAUCAUGGAUCAGGGAAUCUUCUGUGACCGUCUCCUAAAAUCCAUAAUCAUGUGUUGAAGCCAAUAGAAGCUCGGUAGAGUCUGUCUAGUUCAUGUGAGCUAUGUAUAUCUGCUGCUCCUAAGAGCUCUUUAAGGCAUGCUCAGUUCCUCAGCUGUGGCUGCUCCUAUGCGCGCCAGCACAUGUGGAGGAGAUUUUUGUGUCAGCAUCUGGAAUGCGAAGAGAAAAGCUUCUGGAUGUUGUGAAGAUGAGUUCUCCCACACCUAGGUUAGGAUUCAGGCGACUAGGUAAGUGGAGUUGAUUGAGUCAACAAAAGGAAGUGGGUAGAACACCGUGUUGUAUAUUAUGGGCCGUUCUCUAUUCUGGGUAAAAAAACCCCGAUGAGCUGUCGAGAUUGUUCGGACAUCCGUCCAGUUAGCCGAAAAUUCGCAACAUGUGCGCAAUGCCGAACGCGCGUUGGCCGUACUCAGCGGUCAGUUUCAACAUGUGGAGGCUUGUUUCUAAUUGUAGCCCGAGGGGGCAAGCUCCCUAGGCCCGAUAGAUCGGCCGUGGCGGAUUUCCAUUGUAGGUGGGUACAUCUGCGAGAACCAGACUUCAAAGGGCAACUUUUAAGAGCUCGCACGGAGUCCCAAGGAACGGCCAAGCGGGCUCGAAGAUUCGGUUAUCCACCAAAGCUUAAACGGUUGGUUAAGCUUCUCGGAUGGCCUUGAUUUUGAGGUACUCUGUGUAGCUUCUCCUGCAGAUCCAACUCAUUUAUUGGCUUGACUGUUAGUAAUAGUUCUGAAGAUCCUCUUCAUGUGUCAAAUCUAGAAUCUAGGAUAGGCAAUUUGAUAUGUAGUAUGAUUCGAUGGCGCACUGCUGGUCGGAA